UUUGGCAUCUCUAUUUCGGUCAUCAUUCGGGGUGAUUUCAAUUUUCUGUAUAAUAAGAGUCGCGCAUAUAUUUUCAGUUGCAAAUAUAAUAGAUACAGACUAGAACGUGUUUAAUUGUAAUUUAUUUCAUUCCACGGCAGUAUUGAGGAUUGUGAUAUUAUCGGGAAGGUAAUAUUAAAGGGGUUUGUAUAGUUGCUCAUGAACAUCAUUCGUGAAGCUGCUCAACUCAACUGCUAAGGUACAUAUUAUGAAACGUAGCGCUUCACGAGAUUCACCAUCCAGAACAAGUCAUUCUUCACGCUCUCGUUCUACAGCUAUGGGACGCGGUGCAUAUGAUAACGGAGGCAUGGCCGGGGACUCGCCGGAGCGCAUGUCUCCAGACCGUUUAAGACGCCGUGUUGGACGCUCCCCCAGCCCUCGUGCCCGUUAUACUGGCGGGUCUCCUCACCGGGAAGAGUAUAUUCGUGGCGCCCCCAUGCCAACUUCUGACAGGCCAUCUUAUAAAGUUCUUUGUGUGUCGGCCUUGCACUCGAAAGCAUCUGAUGAAUUCAUUAAAGAAACUUUGUAUCGUGAAUACAAAAAGUUUGGCGAUUUUAGCAUUCGUAUUUCCCAUGACUUGGAUGAAAGGGUAGCGUACGUUUGCUUCCGUACAGCUGAAGAUGCUAGGGAAGCGAAACAUCAUAAGCCAAGAAUUGUUCUCUAUGAUAAAGUGGCCUUGGUAGAGCCAGUAUAUGAGUCUUCAGGUCGCGGUGAACACAGGUCGCGAGGACGUUCACUGACGCCACCGGAAUAUGACCGCUACCAUUACUCACGAGUGCCAGUGCCUCCCCCUGGACCACCGGAACACCGCCGACCACCAUUGGACCCUUAUGAUCGGUAUGGACCACCGCAUAUUUCUUCACAUCCUCAUUCCAGAGAAUACCGCCCGAUCCAUCAUGAAUACCCAAUGCCACCUCGUGGGCCUCCAAUACAUCGCGGUCCCCCGCAUAUUCAUGGGCCUCCACCACAUUAUGGUGGUCCACCUCGCCACCUUGGCCCAAGACCUCAUGUACCAUAUGAAAAGCCUGAAAACAAAAAAGAUAAAUUUCCCAAUUAUUUACAUCAUGUUCAACCCGAAGAUGACCCUCUUGCUACUCGCACGCUUUUUGCUGGAAACCUAGAAGUAUCUAUUUCAGAUGAAGAAUUACGCCGUAUUUUUGGAAAAUAUGGUAUUGUGGACGAUAUUGAUAUCAAAAGACCGCCACCUGGUACAGGAAAUGCCUUUGCUUUUGUGCGGUACCAAAAUUUAGAUAUGGCGCACAGGGCCAAGUGCGAAUUGUCUGGACAAUACAUUGGAAAGUUUCAAUGCAAGAUAGGCUAUGGCAAAGUUACUCCAGCCACUCGUAUAUGGGUCGGUGGUUUGGGCGCCUGGACAUCUGUAACACAACUGGAGAGGGAAUUUGAUCGUUUCGGAGCCAUUAAAAAAAUCGAGUACCAAAAAGGCGAUACUUGUGCUUAUAUUCAAUACGAAACCGUGGAAGCAGCAACAGCUGCAGUUAAGGAAAUGCGCGGAUUUCCCUUAGGUGGUCCCGAAAGAAGGCUUAGAACCGAUUUCUCGGAGCUCCCAGGCGUGACGCCCACAGCUGCUCCUUUUAAGCCAAAAUAUGACGAAGCUGCCAUAUCAGCUGCAGAAUACAGACGUCCAGAAUACGAUUAUCAUUAUGAAGAGCCACAUCAUCAUCAUCAUCACUAUGCUCCUCGUGGGGGGUAUUCGCCGUAUCCUCCCCGUGGAUCAUAUCGUGGGCGUGGAGGUUAUCGCGGACGCGGCCGGGGAUCUUAUCAUUAUCCCAAUGAUGUUCAUCGCCCAAUACAUCCCAGCACUUUAGCUCCAACAUCAACGUCGGCCAUUCCACCACCAGCUGGUAUUGAAGAUGAAUGGCGUCGCCCACCUGGUGAGCCUGGAUUCGAAAGAGGUCGGUCCGCUUCCCGCGAAAUCCGAGCUGAUCGUUCGCGUUCACGUUCUCCACAUAAGCGAACACAUUCUCCUGGUUCUGACUCAGAUUCAUCGCAGCGUCGUAAUGGCUCGACAUCUUUAGCAUCGGCUCGCGCUCUUUCCGAUGUGGCUCGAAAAUGCACGGUUGUUUGGCAAGGUGCCCUUAUCCUAAAGAGUUCCUUGUUUCCAGCCAAAUUUCAUCUUACCGAUGGUGAUGCCGAUAUUGUAGACUCGCUAAUGCGUGAUGAAGAAGGAAAGCAUAAUUUGCGAAUCACCCAACGGCUACGUCUCGAUCCGCCAAAAUUGGAAGAUGUGCAGAAACGCAUUACCUCGUCGUCCUCCCAUGCCAUAUUCUUAGGCUUGGCUGGCUCUACAUCCACAACGAUUGCUUCCGAAGAUAGUUCAGUGCAAACCAGACCUUUGCGGAACUUGGUUUCAUAUCUCAAGCAGAAAGAAGCUGCUGGUGUUAUAUCAUUGCUAAACAAAGAGACGGAAGCCACUGGCGUGUUGUAUGCGUUUCCACCUUGUGACUUUUCAGCGGAAUUAUUGAAGAGAACUUGCUCGUCUGUCAGUGAAGAGUCAUUUAAGGAGGACCACCUCGUGGUAGUAGUGGUGAGAGGUGGAACUGCUUAAAAGAAGGAAAAAAUGUCCUACAUCAAUUCAUUGAUUUCACAUGAAUAAUUAUUUUGAUUGACAAGUAAAACGUUGAUCAUCCCCCUUCACAUUCUUGACAAAUUAAUUAAAUAAUACCAAAAUUCCGAAUAAGAAUAACGUGUCCAUACACAUAAAACUACAUCCAUACAUACAUACUAAAACCCCUCCUCCUACCAUCCCGAUAAUCAAGCUCCAUUGUAUAAUAUAUAAAUUCACAAAUGCUAAUCUUUGCUUUCCAUGGCAAAGACAUCCAUAUAUGUUGCACCCGAAUAUGCACAUUUUUAAUUGGUAUAUCUAUUUUGCUCCACAGUCGUGUUGCUACCUGUCGUUGAACUGUGCCAACUAUGAAUACAAAACUUAUACAUAGAUUUAGCUUCCAAAGUUAUAUAUGGAAAUAUCAUCAAAAAUGUGAAAGUGUGAAUAUAUCCCGAAGGAAAGUUAAAUUUGCGAUCAUGAUGCUCUGCGAAAUGAAAUGUGAAUUUAAAAUUGUUUAUUUUUUCAAUUAGUUUGCAAAUCAAAAUCAGCAGUUUUAGUUUACGAUAAAUGUAUACAUAUAUUUUACGAGUAGUGUUGGCAAUAUUGUGGAUCAUCAUAAUGGCUGUAGUGAUGUUUUCUUGUGUGACUUCGAUUCUAGUGGGCUGUUUCAGCCGAGGCCCAUCUAAUAAACUCUAUAACAUCAGUGGCAGUGUUACACUAAACAUCAAAGAUAUAGAUUUGACUUUCCAAAGUGAGUUCGUUUUUCGGAUAUGCAUUAGAUAUAGUUUAAAAGGGUGUUAUGAAUCGUAUGUGCUUGUUAUAGUAUGGUGAAGUUCCAAAACCACAUAUAAUCUAUGGAGCUCUAUGGAGCCAUCCAAUUUUGAUGAUAUGGAUAAUUUCUUUAUUGAAUUUGAAUACAAAUGUGUGGUGUGUUGUUCCAUUCUUCUUAGACACAUGUCGUUAAUAGAUACCUGUGGUGAAUACAAUUUUUUGAUGGAAUCAUAUUUAUGUCCACCUUGGAUGAGUCUAAGUGAAGUGAAAGUAAUGUUUGUUUCAACAGUUGAUGAGUAGUGGUCUGCGAAGGAAGAAACAAAAUACCAAGAUACAUUAAAAAUCUUUUCGCUGUUACUGGUGUUGAUCAGUUCCUUCUCAAGUGUUUUUUGUGUUCAAACGGGGUUCUCUCGUCAGAGUGUUUGUGACUUCUAUUCCAAUAAUGUUUUCUGCAUACGUUCCUCGAACUAAAGUCAUUUCAAAAGAAGUGACGCAGUGUUAGAUUGUGUUCACUGAAGUUAGCCCCUUCUUAAGAAAAAUGCCAAUGCUGCUGUCCCAAUUAUUCGCCAGCAAAUCCUUAGAAAACUAAUUGUAGUAUUUGUUUAAAAAUUAUAUGUGAUUGAAAAGGGUUUUACAAAUGCUACAUUGUUUUCUACGAGGAAUGUCCACCUAGAAUGGAAAAAGUGUCGCUUGCGCAAUAACUAAUAAUGAAAACAAAUUGAAUCUAUGGUGGUUGCUCGCUAAUUGAACUUGGAGGACGAUCAGUUGAGUUCGAUUGUCAAUAAAAACCAGGCCAAUAUUUGAAAUGAAUUUAUAACCUUGGCAGUGAAAUGCAUAACAAACAUGUAUUAUGUACAAUGUAUCUUUUUAUCGUAACUUCCUUUAAAGUAGUGUUGUGCAUCUCCCAAGUGAUCUUUUGCUCAUCCCCCCAGUGAAAGGAACACAGAGGCGGCGUUCAAUGUGUGAUUUAAGUUAUGGGUCCGUUUCCAAAAUCGCAUGUAAAAAUAGAUCGUGUAUUUUGAAUUAAUUUCGGUGAAUAUAAAAUCGUAGCGACAACUGUGUAUUUUUAAGUUUCUGUUCCUGUAUAUCCAGAUCCAAUCUUUCAAAUUUAUGCAAUAAAACUCAAUAAAUAUAUAUAUUUAUAUAAAUACGUACCUAA
Molecule: messenger RNA, 4532 nt
Organism: Musca domestica (house fly)
Lineage: Eukaryota; Metazoa; Arthropoda; Insecta; Diptera; Muscidae
Product: RNA-binding protein spenito
Exons: 3
Coding region: 248-2605 (785 amino acids)
Biological process (GO): regulation of alternative mRNA splicing, via spliceosome
Cellular component (GO): nucleus
Molecular function (GO): mRNA binding
Source: RefSeq, a predicted model, not a curated record